AUGAACACAGCGUCACAAGGCGCACAUUGGUAUACACCAUCCCCUCACGGCUAUGGAAGGUAUUACGGUGGUGCUGAAGAUCGUUCAGCUAGUGAUCGGACCAAUCACAUUCAAGUUGGUAAAUACUCGAUACCACGAUCAGCGAAUAGCCUCUCAUACUAUGAUAGCUCGAGUCAUGGUCCUCUGGAGGCUAAUGUAUACCCUCUUCCCCAUCAACUACAAUAUCAACAAAACGGCAGUGGAGGAUUUAUGUACCACCAACAACGCUCAGAGCUUGACCAAACUUUCGUACCUCAAGCUGUUCGACACCAAGAGGAACAAGAGCCUAUUGGCGAAGAGCAUGUGACAAGAUACAUCGAUGAAAUGCUGGACAGCUUCUUCUAG
Messenger RNA from Kwoniella botswanensis, 384 nucleotides. RefSeq lists its product as uncharacterized. The transcript has a single exon. The record is from RefSeq and is a predicted model, not a curated record. Lineage: Eukaryota; Fungi; Basidiomycota; Tremellomycetes; Tremellales; Cryptococcaceae. The coding region runs from base 1 to 384 and encodes 127 amino acids.